Messenger RNA from Cucumis melo (muskmelon), 999 nucleotides. Its product is annotated as expansin-A12. The record is from RefSeq and is a predicted model, not a curated record. Gene Ontology annotation, cellular component: extracellular region. NCBI's taxonomy places the organism in Eukaryota, Viridiplantae, Streptophyta, Magnoliopsida, Cucurbitales, Cucurbitaceae. The coding region runs from base 92 to 859 and encodes 255 amino acids. The transcript is spliced from 3 exons. Gene Ontology annotation, biological process: plant-type cell wall organization.
UACACAUACUUUGUCUUUUCAUAUACAUUUGAUCUUAGUUUCUGUUUGUGAUCUUAGUUUCUGUUUGUGAUUUCUUGGGAAAGUGUUAAUUAUGAUUUAUGAGAAUAAUAGUAAUGGGUUUGUUUGGUUCAUUUUCAUGGUGAUUGGUUUAGGUAAGUUCUUGGUCCAUGGGGAUAAUUCUUGGUUUGAUGCUCAUGCAACUUUCUAUGGAGCUGAUCAAAACCCUACUAGUCUUGGAGGAGCAUGUGGUUACGACAACACGUUUCAUGCCGGAUUCGGAAUAAACACGGCAGCCGUGAGCGGCGUACUUUUCAGAAGGGGAGAGGCCUGCGGCGCUUGUUUCCUAGUAAUGUGCAACUAUAACGCAGACCCCAAGUGGUGUCUCCGCCGCCGUGCCGUCACCGUCACCGCCACAAACUUCUGCCCGUCCAAUAACAACGGCGGCUGGUGCGACCCCCCUCGGUCCCAUUUCGACAUGUCGUCACCUGCUUUCCUUACUAUUGCUCGUCAAGGCAACGAAGGCAUUGUCCCUGUCCUUUACAAGAGGGUAAGUUGUAAAAGAAAAGGAGGGGUCCGAUUCACAUUGAGAGGGCAAUCAAACUUCAACAUGGUGAUGAUAUCAAAUGUCGGAGGAAGUGGCGAUGUGAAGGCUGCAUGGGUAAAAGGGUCGAAGAUGAGGAUGUGGACGCCCAUGCACCGAAAUUGGGGAGCAAAUUGGCAAGCUAACGUCGACCUUCGAAACCAAAGAAUGUCAUUUAAGCUAAGUUUACACGAUGGAAGAUCAUUGGAGUUUGUCAACGUUAUUCCUUCCUCUUGGAGGUUCGGGCAGACAUUUUCGUCCAUGCUUCAAUUCUCCUAGCUAGGGUUCUUUCACAACUUCACCGGUUCACCAAAGAGUAAUCUUUGUAACUUGUUAUGUUAUAUUAUGAUCAUUCUUUUUUACAUGUCUGUUGUUCAAAUUUCUAUGAUAAGUUGAAAUUGAGUUGAAGUUUUUUUUUU